UACGCAUCAUAUCCACAGUUCCAGAAUCCAGACUGCCACCAAUUACACCGAAUAUCGACGAUCGAUCGAUCGAUCUAGGCUCUCCGGUCAAACCAAUCUGCCAAGAAUCACUUGUGAAUUGCGACUUCGUCCCUGGUUCAGAAGCUUCACGGCCGUGUUGCGCCAUGGCACAGCAGCAUCCGUGCGUGCACCCGGCCGUCGUCCCAGCGCCACCAGCCGUGUACCCGCCUCUGCCGCACGGGCCGGUCAUGAACCAGGAACAGCUCGGCGGGGGACGCCCCAACCUCUGGGUGGGCAACGACGCCAACACGCUGCUGGUCGUGGCCACGCUGAUCACCACGCUCACGUACCAGCUCGGCACCAACAUCCCCGGUGGCUAUUGGCAGGAUACCCGUGACGGGCCUAACGGCCACCUCGCCGGCGACCCCAUCAUGCGAGACCUGCACCGGCCCAGGUACUGGGUGUUCAUGGCGGCGAGCUGGGUGGGGUUCGCGAGCUCGAUGGUGAUGACGCUGAGCCUGCUGGUGAGGAUGCCGGUGGACUCGCGCAACGUCCGGUGGUCGUUCGCGGUGGCCUACUCCACGCUGGUGCUCACCUUCAUCGUGUCGCAGCCCAGGACGCACCUGUCGCUCAACAUCCUCGUCUGGGUCGCCGUCCUCGCCUUCCUCUGGUUCACCAUCAGCCUCCGCCCGGAGCGCCGCGCCAAAAUCGCCCAGGCCAUCUGCUGCGGCCACUAACAGCUGAAGAAACCCGCACGCACCGCGACCACCACCACCGGCGUCCUGCGUUAGCCUCUUGCCAUUUUCUUUUGCCCAUUUGAUUGACGGCUCGUGUAACACUUCUACAUACUGUGCAUAUGUAUUGGCGGAUAUGUUGACAGAUUGGCGCAACUGAAUCUCUUCCACUGAUCUUCUGCGUUGGGAGAAUCUGUUUUUUUGAGAGCCCAUACCAAGCAGAAAUCCUGGCCCAGUCUCAACCGAAAUGGACUGCGAGAUGGGCUGAUAUGGCAGGAUAUGGGCUCCGCAUUCUGGAGUAACCAAGGCCGGCGUUCGUUAGUCCGCUUUAGCGAUUUUCUCGUUUUCCAGACACAUGUUUCUCAAUUUUUGUGAAAACUUUAUGCAGGCAAGUUGCUUUAAAAAAGUUAUAUCGGUCUAUUUUCCAAUUUUUUGUAACUAAUAUUUAACUAAUAAUAU
Messenger RNA from Oryza brachyantha (malo sina), 1193 nucleotides. RefSeq lists its product as uncharacterized. The transcript has 2 exons. The coding region runs from base 165 to 737 and encodes 190 amino acids. The record is from RefSeq and is a predicted model, not a curated record. Lineage: Eukaryota; Viridiplantae; Streptophyta; Magnoliopsida; Poales; Poaceae.